CCUAACAGGCACCAACAGGCUGCCAGUCUCCCACGGACCGUGAACGAGUGUGGACGUGUCACGACGCUCCGGACCUUCGGACAUGCACAGAAAUCGAAUAGAGAGGACAGCAUCAAAACGAUGGCGGGGAUCGGUGCGGAGGAUCGUGUCUGCUGCCAUCUACAACCUAUCCUGCUUCUCGCACGGCUGCAGCACGGGCUGGGUGUCCGGGGUACUAGGGAACGAGGCGCUAGCAGGAGGUGCGUGGCUCGCCGCCCUCCCGUGUCUCGUCGCUUUACCCGCCGCGCCAUUCUUCGCAGUCAUAGCUGAUGCCCGGGGGAGAAAAGCUGGUGCAUUUUGUAUCUGCUUAAGUUUUAUUAUAAGCUGGUCGCUAGCGGCGUGGUGCGGGGCGCGCGGGGUCUGGGCGGCGAGGGCGGCGGCGGGGGCGGGCGGCGCGGGGGCGCUGGCGCUGGCUCCUGUGUAUUGUGCCGAGAUCGCGCCACGGAAGACUGCGUUAGCUGCGCUGCCGGCUUUGGCUUGCAGUUGCGGCAUCCUAUUCGCGUACGCGGCGGGCGGGCUGCUCUCCGCGCACGCGCUGUCCCUCUCCAUGGCGGCGCCGCCGGCCGCGCUGCUGCUGGCGCUGCUGUGGCUGCCGGAGACACCCUCGUUCCUCAUCAGCAUUGGGAGAGUGCAGGACGCAGCCAAAGUGAUGUGCUGGUUCGAAGGUUCCGACUUCCGUGAGGACCUCACAGACGUCAUCGAGCAACAGGAGGUCAGAAUACGGACGUCAGAGUCGUACGGCUCCCAGAAGCGAGCUGGCCUCUGCAGGAUGGACUCGGAGACUUUCCAGCCGAUGCUGAAGAGGAGCAGCGGGUUGGAGUCCAACUCGGAGAAGAAGACUGAACCGUCAGCUUGCAGGGAGCUUUUCCACAACCAGCACUCCCGGCGCGCGCUGCUAUCCUGCUGCGUGCUGCUAGCAGUCUCAGCGGGUAGCGGCGCCGGCGCCGUCACCAGCUACGCGGCCAGCGUGCUGCAGCAUUCAGCUCAUGCCAGCGCCGCGCCGCUCAACCAUACUGCUAGCAAUGCCACGGUUUACAACGGAACUGCAACCAGAGGACUUUUCCACACAUCUGAAGCAGCGUCGAUACUGUGCGGCACAGCGCUGGUGCUCGGAGCAGCGGUGGCCAUCGUCACCGUGGAUAAAGUGGGGAGAAAGAUGCUCCUGAUUUGGUCCUGCUCUGGCAUAGCUUGCUGUCUCGCUUUACUCGGAGCGUACUGCGACCCGCGCCUUCGCAUGUUCUCCUGGUCACACACCAACCAACUCUGGCUCUCCAGACACAAGCCAAUCGAACAUACCAACGCGGAGACACCAAAGCCAAUUAAUGUAGCUAACAGUGCUAUGAACAUGGUUAUACCUGUAGAUAAGGAAUCCGUAUUGAAUGGCACAAAAGACUGGCAUCAGAUAUCUAUCGGAAAUAUUACUAAGGGAGAAUUGAAGACCAGCAUAUCGAAAGUUGAAGCAAAUUCGACAACAUACGAUCCUGUAGAGCAGGAUACAAUAUGGCCGCCACUGAUUUUGUUGUCAACUGUGCUGUUUUUGUUCAACAUUGGACUGGGAUCAGUGCCUUUUGUUUUGAUAUCAGAGUUAUUUGCAGCUAAUGUCCGCAGCCUCGCGUCAAGUUUCCUCAUCUCCUGGAUGUGGCUGAGUUGCUUUCUCCUUCUCCGCUACUUCGGGGCUCUCGCUAUCUCGCUCGGACUCCACAACACCUACUAUAUCUGUGCCACUUCUACAUUCCUGGGAUCCCUGUACAUAUUUCUUUGUCUGCCAGAAACGAGAGGGAAGACUGAGAAGCAAGUUGAGGAAGCGUUGAAAGGGCCACUGCUGGUUGGGUUAAGGAGGCGAAGAAAAAGUCGGGGCGAACCAUGAUUGUCUAUGGUUUUUCAUGUUGCGUAAUCGCAGGUAAAUAGCCAAAAUGAUUUGUCAAAUAGUGUGUUGUGUUCUAUUUAUGAGUGUAGAGGGUUUUUGUCGGUGAAAUUAAUAAUUUUGUGGUGUGUGGUAAAAUAGGGAAAAGGGCACAAAAUUAGUGAAAAAUUGCGACACAUAUGGAUGUUUUUUGUAAAUUGUGAGCCAAGAAAUAGGUGUGUUUAUAUUAAGUAAUUAUGUUUUGAAUGUGUGGAAAGUUCCAAGGUUAAAGGAAAGUUUUUCCAAUAGAUGGCAUUAGCCCACUACGUACCUACCAUCUAUUAUGUGAUUUGAGAUUAAUUUUGAUAAAGGUCGUUUAAUAAAAUGUUAGUAUGUACCUAAUAAGGUUUACGUUCAAAAACUGCAAGAGUAAUAUAAUAGUAUUUAUUGUAGAUAUUGUAUAAAUGAAGGUCUAUUAACCGGUAUUUUUAAAAGAAGAAAAACAUAAUAUUCUGUUAUUAAUAUUUUUUGUUACGCAUAUUGAAAGCUCUUCUUUGAAUACACAUUAUAGGUACAUACAAUAAAAUAAAUAAAUAUAUAUUGCAGUUCCAUGUUGUUGUGUAUAGUAAAAAUUAUAAUACGUAUCGAUGUAUAUUUUUAUCACGGUGUAUAAAUAAAUGACAAAAUAAAAAUGGAGAUUAUUAUAUCUAUAGAAAUACAUAAAUGUACCUAUGUCUACUGUUGUUGUUAUGUGGAUUAGAAUAUAUAUCAAAAUAUUAUGUAUUUUGUGACUGUUAUUGUACUUAGAGUAUCUAGGUAUAGGCUAGAUUUAGGCUAUCGAUAGAAUAAGAGCCAAAUCAUAGGCUAGGAGUUCAGAGUGAAUAAUAUUCUAAAAGGAUUCUAAAAGGUUCAUCAACAGACUAAGUGCCAAUUUCUCCAUAGUCGGUUAUGUAACCGACAGGGAUUGAUUUAUAGAUUAAACGUCAUCUCCAUAUAAAAUUCAUGACAGAUGUGUCAAAAGUCAACUACUACUCCCUGGUUAUGUUCUAACCGACUAUGGACAAAUUGGCACUAAAGCUGUUUCACAGCAGAACGUUUCGCCCACAAACUACCUACUUACUAAUUUGUAGGUAAAACUUUCACCGGGCAAAACAUUUUGUGGGCUUAUGGGGGUCACCGCUGUAUAGCCAGUAGAUCAUCUACAUAAAAUAUUUGUAUAAAUAUGUACUUACCGAUUGCAUGACUGCUAGCUUGGAAGAGAUCCAUUUUAGCGAUAGAACCGGUAUUUGUAUGGUUCAAUCUUCUAUUGAUGAACUGUUUCAUCCCCUAGUGUGAUAGCUAGGUAUAAUGGGAGUCUAGGAGGAAGGAAGUCAAUAAGACGUCUGUAUAACUUUGUAGUUACAUGGUGAAAUUUUGUCAAAAAUCGACCUGAAAACAUGAAUAGAAGCUGAAUGUACCUACCUGGCAAUCUGAACAACAUUAAUAAUUAUGCUAACAUAAAAUUUCAAAUAAGCGUCAAUUCACACGUACCACAACCACACCACGUCGCAGCGACAUA
Plutella xylostella (diamondback moth) is the source of this 3440-nucleotide messenger RNA. Its product is annotated as solute carrier family 2, facilitated glucose transporter member 8. Gene Ontology annotation, biological process: transmembrane transport. Gene Ontology annotation, molecular function: transmembrane transporter activity. The record is from RefSeq and is a predicted model, not a curated record. Gene Ontology annotation, cellular component: membrane. NCBI's taxonomy places the organism in Eukaryota, Metazoa, Arthropoda, Insecta, Lepidoptera, Plutellidae.